AUGGAUGGCCAUCCUGACUCGGCCCCAGACACACUGACCAGAUGUUUGGAAGCUGUGGCUGGAUGGUUACGCGGAAGCCGGUUGAAGUUAAAUCCUUCGAAGACAGAGGUCCUCUGGCUGGGACGGGACGAUAUGGGAUUGGGGGGGCAACUCCCAUCUCUUGCGGGGGUGCAAUUAGUGCCAGCACCGUCCGUUAAGAGUUUGGGUGUAAUCUUCGAUACCUCCCUCUCUAUGGAGGCGCAGAUUACAGCUAUAACAAAGGCGGCAUUUUUCAUCUCCGCCAAGCUAAGCAGUUGGCCCCUUAUCUCUCUCGCCCUGACCUAG
Molecule: messenger RNA, 324 nt
Organism: Podarcis lilfordi (Lilford's wall lizard)
Lineage: Eukaryota; Metazoa; Chordata; Lepidosauria; Squamata; Lacertidae
Source: the annotation of a GenBank genome assembly